Heterobasidion irregulare TC 32-1 is the source of this 477-nucleotide messenger RNA. RefSeq lists its product as uncharacterized. The record is from RefSeq and is a predicted model, not a curated record. The transcript has a single exon. Bases 1 to 477 code for a protein of 158 amino acids. Lineage: Eukaryota; Fungi; Basidiomycota; Agaricomycetes; Russulales; Bondarzewiaceae.
AUGCCCGAGCUCGUGAUCUCGCCAUCCAGCACAAGCAGUAGCGGGCAAACCUCCCUUCCACGCGCCGCCUUCCAGACCCCUAUCCGUAUCCUCAAACGAUCCCCUAACGGCAACGCUAACGGCAACACCACCUCAGGCGCAUCGUCAUCUGCCCAGGCCUCGUUCGCAGAGCGAGAAGCUCGCUAUCACGCCGCACGUGAGCGGAUCUUUGCCGAUGUAGGGCCGCGCAGCGGUGACGAAUCUACUCAGCCGGCCAUAAACCACAUUCCUGGAGCGGUUUUGAGUGUCGUGCGGAAUCCACGGGGACCUGCGCCAGAUGUGUCCGAGAACGCUGCUGCAGAGCAGCCGGUGCGAGGUUUUUCUGUUCGCGGUCGUGGGCGAGAGCGAGGAAUGGGACGCAGGAAGGAUAGUAAAGGUGGCCCUGGCUUGGCAAACGGUGCUAUCACGGAUGUUGCAACACAAGAGAGUGCACGUUAG